AUGCAGAAUCUAACGUCAGAGGUGGAGCAGUCUGGCAGAGUAAUACAGGGGAUUGAUGACAAAGCUGCUGCUGAAUGUAAGAUCAGCACAGCAAGUAAACACAGAGUUCCUCGUUACCACCUCUUGGCUCAUACCACUCUCACCCUGGCAGCAGUGCAAGAUGGGUUCCAUACCCAUGACCUCACCCUCGCCAGCCAUGGAAGCUUCCUCCUUUUCCACUCCUCGAUCUCUAGCCCUGACUUGCAGGAGAGGCAGGCCCAAGACCGCAGAGUGACCCGAUCCAAGGCAGAAAAGCCUAUGGUUAUGGUGCCGCAGGUGGACACUGUGCCUGGAUGGCUCACUGAGAUGGAGUGAAUGGAGCUCAUAGCUCGCGAAGAGGGUGUGGACAUGGUGGGUGACAUCUUGGUCGGUCUGCUGGAGCGAGUCAUGGACUCCGCCUUCAGAGUCUACCUGAGCCGGCAGUGCAUUCCAUUCACCGUAAGCCAGGCACGGGAGGCCAUGCUGCAGAUUACCGAAGGAAGAUCUUGGAUGGAUACAGACUCUCAGGAGCAGAUGGCAUCUUGGGAGCGUUCUCACGAGCUGAGAGUCACCCGGGGGACCCCACAGACCCCGGAGCAGUUUCAGGAAACAGGGCCUGGAGGUCCUUCAGAGGAACUGGACGGCCAAGCGAAGGGCCUAUCCUCGAUCGGAUCUUUGAACGCGAGUAGCCAACCCUCAGUGGAGCCAGCCCCAGGCCUCAGUCAAGAGGGCACAGCACUUCAGCUCCCAGUUCUCCCUCGAGGAUCUCUACUAUUACACGCCAAAGCCUCAUGCGGCUGGAGACUGGCCGUGCCCAAGAACGAGGAGUUGCCCCGCAUCGCCCCAGGCGUGUUGGUGUCGGACCCCCCUGCAGACGGCGCCGCAGCGCUCAGCCCCUCUGGCCGGGUUCCUGCCGCAGCAGCCCUGGCGCGCAGACGCGUGGCCCGGCGACGCCGUGCAGAAUGGGCCGCAAGCCCGCUAUGGCGUGCCCGGACCCCGCGCACCUGCUGUGCUGCUGGGUGCGCCCAUGCUGGAGGUUCUGGUGCCUACCACAGGUGCCAGCAGGGCGGGGAGACUGAGGCCCCCAGUCGACUGCCAGCCUCCGGCUCGGGUGUCCGCAUCUUGCCAUCAGUUUUCUUCCCUCUCCAGCCUGGGGUUCCCAUCCGAGAGUUGGGUCCCAGCGCCAGCCUCCAAUUCCCUACUUUAAACCUAGGCCUACUGUUGCCAGGCUUUGGUUUGAAGCUGCCCUUCCUCAGUCCCGGCCUCCGCUUUCUCGCCACGUACCUGGGGCUCCCCAGUGUGGCCCACAGCCCCAGGUCCAAACUGUGGCCGGGUGCCAAGUGGCCCAGUGGCUGGGACGGGGAGGCCGAGUUGCUGCGUACUCACACAGGGCCUGGACUCCGGGGAUGA
Vicugna pacos (alpaca) is the source of this 1428-nucleotide messenger RNA. NCBI's taxonomy places the organism in Eukaryota, Metazoa, Chordata, Mammalia, Artiodactyla, Camelidae. The record is from RefSeq and is a predicted model, not a curated record.